Durio zibethinus is the source of this 1565-nucleotide messenger RNA. RefSeq names its product caffeoylshikimate esterase-like. NCBI's taxonomy places the organism in Eukaryota, Viridiplantae, Streptophyta, Magnoliopsida, Malvales, Malvaceae. The record is from RefSeq and is a predicted model, not a curated record.
UUCUAGUUUCCGUCUCCGAAAAUCCCCCGCGCUCUAUAAAUUCCCUAACCAAAUGCCCUCUGAAAUCUCUCCCAUUUUUUCUGAAUUCCCCAACCAAAUACUCCAUUUCAUAUCUGUAGAUUUUUAUUUUCAUUCCAUUUUUUGUGAAAUUUUAAUUUGAUUUUUUUAAUAUUUUUUGGCCAUCUCUGCCAUGUCAACGGGGGGCGAGAUGGAGCAAUUGACCUCGGGAGCGAGCAAUAGGAUAAUCCCGAUCCUAAAAACCCUAAGAAUUCCUCUCAUUUUCAUUCAAUCAAUAAUCUUGUACCUUCUUCUCCUACUCUUCCCUCGGCGUCGCCACUCUCAAACGACUGUUGCGGCGAUUGACUCUGUUGCUGCGGCGCCGCAAUCGCCAGUUAAAACCGCGAGGCGGAGGUCGGUAUGGCGGCGAGAAGAAGAGGACACCUUGAGAAGGAGAGCUUUGGCGGAGCGUUUGGACAUGGGGUUUGAAACCGGGGACGGAGAGAUUGGUUGCCGCUGGAGCACGUCUCUGUUUUAUGGGGUCCGGAGAAAUGCCUUGUUUUGCCGGUCUUGGUUUCCGGUUGCCGGUGAAUUGAAGGGCAUUUUAAUCAUUAUACACGGGCUAAAUGAGCACAGUGGAAGAUAUGCUCAAUUUGCAAAGCAACUAACCUCUUGCAGCUUUGGUGUAUAUGCGAUGGACUGGAUAGGUCACGGUGGUAGUGAUGGAUUGCAUGGGUAUGUUCCUUCACUUGAUCAUGUUGUUGCGGACACUGGAGCUUUCUUGGAAAAAAUCAAAUUAGAGAAUCCAGGUGUACCUUGCUUCCUUUUUGGUCACUCUACUGGUGGAGCUGUGGUUUUAAAGGCAGCUUCAUAUCCUUAUAUUGAUGAAAUGCUGGAGGGAAUUGUGCUGACAUCUCCUGCUUUGCGUGUUAAGCCGGCACAUCCAAUUGUUGGGGCUAUUGCUCCUUUUUUUUCUCUGGUUGCUCCCAAGUUCCAGUUUAAAGGUGCGAACAAGAGGGGCAUACCAGUUUCAAGGGACCCCGCAGCACUGUUAGCCAAGUACUCUGAUCCCUUGGUCUACACCGGUCCAAUAAGGGUCCGAACAGGGCAUGAGAUAUUGCGCAUUUCAUCCUACUUGAUUCAAAACUUUAAGUCUGUGAUAGUCCCAUUCUUUGUUCUCCAUGGAACGGCAGACAAAGUCACUGAUCCACUCGCCUCCCAGGACUUGUACAAUAAGGCAGCCUCCAAGUUCAAAGACAUAAAGCUCUACGAGGGCUUCUUGCACGACCUUCUCUUUGAGCCGGAGCGAGAAGAGAUAGGGCAAGAUAUAAUUGACUGGAUGGAGAAGAGAUUAGGCGCCAGAGCUUAAAAGACUGAUUGUCUCUGGUAAAUGAUCUUGCGGGAUAGAUUGUGUUGUUCUUUUACACAAAGUUAGAACACCGGUGUGAAAGCACAUGUAGAUGUUUUAGGAAGUUAAAAGUUCAUCAUGCGUACGUCUGCGGCUAUGCUUUAUAGCUAAAUUUGUAACCAUGAAUAAGUAUUAUAUAUGUAGUGGAAUGUUUUGAAAA